AUGCUGACGUUGAAAGCAUGUGCGAGAAUUUUGGGCAUCUUGUUGGAACUUGGCGGCUUGAGGGCUCAAACGACGGCUGUGAACACGUCUAAUUCAUCAAGAGUGAUAGAAGAUCCAGCGAGCCUUGUUCUGCCAUUUAUCGGCACCACAAAUGGAGGACACGUUUUUCCUGGUGCGACACUACCGCAUGGAAUGAUCAAGGUUGGGAUGGAUACAGACUCACCGGAAAAUCAAGGGGGGUACGAUGCCGAUACAAGGUUCGAUGUCAUCGGAUUCUCUCAACUUCAUGAUAGUGGUACUGGUGGCGGCAUCCCACUCUCGAAUUUCAAGCUCUUCGGCCUCAAGGACACAGACUGCUUUUCAUUCGAGCAAUGUCCGACCUCUUUAUUCUUACGGGCGACGCAACGAAAAAUUCUUCCAGAUAGCACACCAGACGACUUUGCCUCCCCCGGUUACUUCUCAACAAACCUCUCAAAUGACAUCCGCGUCGAACUCACCGCUGCUCGUCGUGCUGCUCUCCAUCGUUACACGUUUCCUUCCAGCGUAACUUCACCUCGUAUGAUAGUUGACAUCACCAACGAUGGGCAACAGAGCAGCCGUGAUCAAGAAAUGAGUCUUGACCCCAAGACAGCGAGAGUCCAAGGUGGUGCGACUUUCACUGCUUCAUUUGGGCCUGGGUCGUACCGGGCUUUCACUUGUGUGGAUUUCAAGGGUGAAGGGUUUGACCUUGGGACACCUGUACAGUUUGGAGUUUGGUUGUCUGAUACCACGAUUACGGGAGCCACGAACCUGAAGCAGGUGUAUGCUGGUCCCCGAGAUGAAGCCGGGGCGAUUUUUGGGUUCAGGAAAGCACCUCGUGGGCCUACUAGAAUCCUUGCGCGAGUUGGCGUAUCUUUCAUCUCAUCCGAACAAGCGUGCUCCAAUGCAGAAGAAGAUAUUCCGGAUUUCGAUUUUGAUCGUGUACACCAGGCAAAUCGAGCAGAGUGGAAUGAGCUACUUGGACGUAUACAGGUGGAUACUACGGGUGUAUCUGAGGAUAUCGUCAAGUUAUUUUAUUCUUCUCUUUACCGAAGUCAUAUUUCUCCAGCAGAUUACUCGGGAGAAAAUCCCAAAUGGAAUUCGACAGAGCCGUACUACGAUUCAUAUUACUGCAAUUGGGAUACUUACCGAACGUUAUACUCUCUUUUGGCCCUUCAAGACCCGGUAAAUUUCGCGAGAAUUGUAAGAGCUAUGAUCGAUAUACAGAAACAUGAAGGAUGGCUUCCGGAAUGUCGGGGUGCUACCGCGCAACACUGGAUUCAAGGAGGAAGUAAUGCCGAUCCGAUUUUGGGAGAGUUCUGGGUCAAAUACCAUGAACGAGCAGCAGCACUGAAUGUUUCCGGAAAUGAUUUAUACAACGCUUUACUCGCUGAUGCAGAGAACGAACCUCCGAAUUGGAAUUUGCAAGGAAGACAGGCCAAUGCGUGGAAGACGUUCAAUUAUGUUCCCCACGAUAUCCUUGAUCCGGGAGGUGCCAAUUCGAAACAAGUUUCUCGGACUCUCGAGCAUGCUUUCGGUGACUUUGCGAUUUCUCAAGUGGCGAAAAUACGAGGUAAUACUGAGGAUGCUGCGAAGUAUGUUCAACGUGCCGGAAACUACUUCAACGUCUGGAAUCCCAACAUUACCGUACCAGAUGCACCUUCUGUUCGAGGAAUGAUGCAGCCACGAUCAUCUAACGGAACCUUUGACUUUACCGACCCAAGACAUUGUAGUAUUCAUGAUCCUGAAGGAGCCACUUGUUUCUUGGAUGCUGCUAAUAUGGAUGGUUUUUAUGAGGGGUCACCGAUAAUUGUGAGCUUUUAA
Marasmius oreades (fairy-ring Marasmius) is the source of this 1842-nucleotide messenger RNA. RefSeq lists its product as uncharacterized. Lineage: Eukaryota; Fungi; Basidiomycota; Agaricomycetes; Agaricales; Marasmiaceae. The record is from RefSeq and is a predicted model, not a curated record. The transcript has 16 exons. Gene Ontology annotation, biological process: glycoprotein catabolic process; carbohydrate metabolic process; protein quality control for misfolded or incompletely synthesized proteins. Bases 1 to 1842 code for a protein of 613 amino acids. Gene Ontology annotation, molecular function: carbohydrate binding; peptide-N4-(N-acetyl-beta-glucosaminyl)asparagine amidase activity. Gene Ontology annotation, cellular component: nucleus; cytosol.